UUUGUACAACUCACUACCAAUUUCUUUCUUAAAAUCGAAGACUGGUCAUGGUGUACAAUAGGUUUCCUAGCUGGACAUCAUAGGGUAGACGGGGAGCAUUUUGCAUUCUGCCUAGCUUAUUAUAUUCACUUUGUCUAGAGAUUAGCAGGUGGCUCUUCAUGCAACUUGAUCCAUUUAUCAUUUACUGACAAUUUGUUGCUUGGAUGAAAUUGUGAAUGGAAAAACACACUGCAAAACUGCAGAAGGGACUUCAUUGUUGUAAUUUAUUGAUGUAGAUAUUAGAGCCCGUGGGUCCUUAAGUAGAACUAAAGGAAUGACCCUGAUUACCUUGUGUGAGGUGGGUAUUACUUUCUAUGACGUGGAUCCAACUUUGCUCAUAAAUUUGACAAAUCUUUCAGAAUAUGGUAGUACUCUGUUGGAAGGAACUUGUUAUUUUAUACGGUCAGAUCUUCCUUUUUUGUAUGCUUUGCUACCAUUCAUUAACAAUGAGUGGGGUCCACGUGAAAAAAAAAACACAAAUUGGAUUGGUGUAGGACUCUUCUGUUUGUCAGUCGUUUUUUUAUCAUGUCCUGUCUUCCGAAUCAAAAUGUUCCAUUGUACUUUUUUUCAGCUUUGAGAUGUCAAUUUUUGUUUGUUAAGAUUCACCUUAUGAUGGAUGCUUGCUUCACAUUUUUGUACCCAAAAUUGCACCGAACGUGUGAAUUGAGCAGGAAAACAGUUUGUCAGUUUCCUGGUCACCAAGGUGCUGUAAGAGGCUUAACAACAUCCACUGAUGGAAGCACCCUAAUAUCUUGUGGAACAGAUUGCACUGUUAGGAUUUGGAGUGUGCCAGUAGCUGCUACCUUGGAAUCAGAUCAUGCCUCUAAUAAUCCCAUCGAGGCCAAUGCAGUUUAUGUUGGAAAGAAUGCUUAUUGGGCCGUAGACCAUCAGUGGGGUGGUGACCUCUUUGCUACAACUGGUGCUCGAGUUGAAAUUUGGAAUCACAACAGGUCGCAGCCUGUAAACACUUUCGAGUGGGGGACAGAUACAGUUAUCUCCGUCCGGUUUAAUCCUGGGGAGCCAAAUCUUUUGGCCACGUCAGCUAGUGAUCGCAGCAUUGCGUUGUAUGACUUGCGCAUGUCAACUCCUGCAAGGAAACUUAUCAUGCAGGGAUUUCCCGGUGGAGUAGGACAUUUGGAAGGUCAGAUCAUAACUUGUAAGGAGUAUAUUUACAAGAACCAAUUCCAUUGCUUGGAACCCCAUGGAGCCACUCAACUUCACAGCAGCAAAUGUGCAGCUGCUAUAGCUAUGAUGCUAGAAAACUGGACGAAGCCAAAUGUGUGCACAAAGAUCAUGUUUCUGCAGUGUGAGUUAAUGCUCAUUUCUUUUAACGUCUGCAUGUGCAAUUUUGUUUUUGUGCUUUUAAUACCUUCUCAGGAGAUCUAUAAUCUUGUCUAUCCUUAUCUCAGCAUGGACAUAGACUACUCUCCUACUGGCCGGGAGUUUGUAACUGGAUCUUAUGAUAGAACUGUAAGUUCAAUCUUUCACUGGUUGUCUUUGCUUGAAAGGUUAGAAUUUUCCCAUAAAACGGUGGCCAUAGUCGGGAAAUCUAUCAUACAAAGAGAAUGCAAAGGUUUGGUAUUUUGUGUCAAGUUUAACAGUGAUGCAAGUUACAUUAUUUCAGGGAGUGAUGACACUAACCUUAGGUUGUGGAAAGCUAAACCAUCGGAGCAUAUGGGAGUUUUGCUUCCAAGGGAACAGAAAAAGCACGAAUACCAGGAAGCUGUCAAGAAUCGUUAUAAGCAUCUACCUGAAGUCAAAAGGAUAGUGAGACAUAGGCAUUUGCCAAGACCAAUAUACAAAGCUAAGGAGUUGCGCCGCACGGUGAUUGAUGCUGAGAAGAAGAAAGAGGAAAGGAGGAAAGCUCACAGCACCCCAGGGAGCAUCGUUACCGAAUCAGUGCGUAAAAGGAGGAUCAUUAGAGAAGUUGAGUAGUUUGUUCAGUUUUCGACGGGAUAGCGUUGUCGAGUUUGCAGGUUGCAUCGAAAUUCUCAAGGCCAUAUGGGUACUUCUUAUCAACCAUUUUGGAAGAGCUUUUGAUCAAACUGAGGAUGGGAGAAGUACGCCCCGCAUGACUAGUUGUACCUGUACCAUAACAAUCUUUUCGUGCUUAGCAUUCGUUUUCACUAUUGAUACUUCGUAGUUGGCUUCCUUGGAUACGAACGUGUUACAAAGACACAACAUAAAUCGAUGGGUUGAGGUUCCCCGUGUUUAGUGGUUUUUCGAUAUAUAACAUAAAAUAGAGCAUAAAGUAAAUGAUAAGA
This is a messenger RNA of Linum tenue, 2303 nucleotides long. The record is from the annotation of a GenBank genome assembly. NCBI's taxonomy places the organism in Eukaryota, Viridiplantae, Streptophyta, Magnoliopsida, Malpighiales, Linaceae.